AUGAAAGGAUCUAGUGAGCAUGGCGAGACCUCGAAGGCGCCCCUGAGCAGGGGGGUCAGCAAAGGAGUGUCAGUACUGGAUCUCAUACUUCGCUCCAUUGCCAUCAUUGGAACCCUUGCUAGUGCCAUUGCCAUGGGCACUACCAACGAGACGCUGCCUUUCUUCACACAGUUCAUCCAGUUCAAAGCGCAGUACAGUGAUCUCCCGAGUCUCACGUUCUUUGUCGUGGCAAAUUCUAUUGUCUGCGCCUAUCUCAUCCUUUCACUCCCGCUAUCUAUUGUGCACAUCAUUAGGAGCAGGGCUAAAUACAGCAGGUUGCUCUUGAUCUUUCUUGACGCGGCAAUGCUGGCACUGGUGACUGCGGGAGCAUCUGCAGCAGCAGCUAUUGUGUACUUAGCACACAAGGGUAAUGUCAGGGCAAACUGGCUUGCUAUUUGCCAGCAGUUCGACUCAUUCUGCGAGCGUAUCUCUGGCUCCCUCAUUGGUUCGUUUGGAGCCAUGGUUAUCCUGAUACUGCUAAUAUUACUCUCUGCCAUUGCCCUGGCGAGGCGCUAGACCAAAUCGUGCAUCGUUUGCUUCCAGCAGUGUGAAUUGUGAUAUGAUGGUG
Messenger RNA from Phragmites australis (common reed), 607 nucleotides. RefSeq names its product casparian strip membrane protein 1. NCBI's taxonomy places the organism in Eukaryota, Viridiplantae, Streptophyta, Magnoliopsida, Poales, Poaceae. The coding region runs from base 1 to 555 and encodes 184 amino acids. The transcript is spliced from 3 exons. The record is from RefSeq and is a predicted model, not a curated record.